Molecule: messenger RNA, 1438 nt
Organism: Medicago truncatula (barrel medic)
Lineage: Eukaryota; Viridiplantae; Streptophyta; Magnoliopsida; Fabales; Fabaceae
Product: cyclic dof factor 1
Exons: 2
Coding region: 85-1200 (371 amino acids)
Biological process (GO): regulation of DNA-templated transcription
Molecular function (GO): DNA binding; DNA-binding transcription factor activity
Source: RefSeq, a predicted model, not a curated record
CUAUCUUUUUUAUCUUUUUCUUCAUUAUCAAGUAACCUGAACAAAGAAACAACAACAAAAACUUCUUCAACAUAUAUACCUGAGAUGACUAAUGAUUCAACCAUGAAGCUUUUCGGGAGAACCAUUUUUCAAAAACACAACACCGAUGUUCCUACCAAUGAUUCUUCCUCAGAAUUUUCUCCUCAUCUUGCUCAUGAAGAUUUCUCUGAUCAUAGUCUUCAUUCAUCUUUAUCUUCAUCUUCUCCACUUGAAGAGAAUUCUUCAAACGAACAUGAUUCAAAGAGAUAUAAGGAACAAUCAAGGAAAGAACCCACCUCAGUACUUGAUUAUGAAGAAGCCUCAAAACAAACCACAGAGGAUUUAAACAUUCCCACCACAUCAGAAACAGAAACUUCUCUACAAAAUUCCACUAAAAUUGAUGAACAAAGUGAUAUGUCCCAGGACAAAGCUCCUAACAAAAUUCUUCCAUGUCCAAGAUGCAAAAGCAUGGACACAAAAUUUUGUUACUACAAUAAUUACAACGCCAACCAGCCCCGUCACUUCUGCAAAAACUGUCAGAGAUAUUGGACUUCCGGAGGAACCACGAGAAGCAUGCUUGUAGGUGCAGGUCGCCGUAAGAACAAAAUCUCUUCCUUAUCUUCCGAUGCCUCACAUAAUUGUCAAAUGAGUACUGUCUUGACCUUUGGAUCAGAUUCUCCUAAUAUGUCUUCAACUUCACUUGCCAAGAAAAUGAAUGUUGGAUCAGAUAAUGAAACAUUUGAUAAGAGUAAUCAGUGUUUUUUUCCUCAACAGUUUCCAUGGAACCCAGCAAUGUGUUAUCCUGUGUCAUUCCAACCCAAUAUAGCAUACUAUGGUGGUUGUUUAGUCCCAUCAUGGAGCGUACAACCUAUUACAACUCAAUCUUGUGUUCCAAGUAAACCUACUUUAGGGAAACAUUCAAGAGAUGGCUUAGAAAAUAACAACAAAGAAAGUGAUAAUAAUAGUGUGUUGAUUCCCAAGACAUUGAGAAUUGAAGACCCUAUUGAGGCUUCAAAGGGUUCUAAUUGGUUAACACUAGGAAUCAAGAAUGGUGGAGGACUUUUCAAUGGAUUUGCAUCUAUGGUUGGUGAUAGGAAUCAUGUGGUUGAAGCAGACUCAUCAGUAUUGAAAGCCAAUCCUGCAGCUUUAUCAAGGUCUUUUGUGUUCCGCGAGAUGAUUUGAUUGUGAAUAUGUUGAACUGACACCUCAGGUUGAAGGCGUGCUCGUACUGAUAUGUAUUAGUGUCCUGUCGAUUCCAUGUCCUGUCUGUGUCUGUGCCAUAGGUAAAUUAUAGUGAGAUAGACUGGUCAGAUUUCAAAAUGUUUCUGAAAUAGAUCAUACGCUAGUAUAGUUGCUUUCUGCUAACUAAGAUUCUUUUCUUUUCUUCUUUAUUCUGAAUCAGAUGACUUUGUUGAGUAAA